CAAACUUAAUUCCCCCUCACACAUUCCCUUUUCCUGCAUAACUCUUCUUCUUUUCAUUGUUACUUAUAUAAAGUAUAAACUGAAACUGGAUUUUACAAGUGUGUGCUGUGUGCAUGUAGCUAAGUGCUACUUGGUUGGUCAGAAAAACAAAAACAAAGUGUGGUUUGAAGUUACUAGCAAUUCCCAUAGUCAAUUCUGACAUCUAGAAGCUACUUCCAGAAGUUUUUUUCCCAGAAUUGAUUCUGGCUCUAGAAUCAAUCCUCUAAAGAUUUCCAAACACACUACAUAUAUAGGAACUUUAAUUGUAGAGGUUUAGAGGGAGUUGGGUUGAUUUCUAUUUUUGGAAGAUAUUAGGUAGCAAAGCCUUUGAGUUGGAACAAUGAAUCUAUCACAGCCCUUAGUUGAGAAACUAACAACAUUGAUGACCUCUGAUCAUGCUUCAGUUGUCUCUAUCACUCUAUUUGUUGCUCUUCUUUGCACUUGCAUCAUAAUUGGUAAUUUGUUGGAGGAGAAUCGUUGGAUCAAUGAAUCCAUCACUGCCCUCCUCAUUGGUCUCUGUACUGGGGUUCUUAUACUGUUUACAACCGGAGGAAAAAGCUCUCAUAUAUUAGUUUUCGAUGAAGAUCUUUUCUUUAACUACCUUCUCCCUCCCAUCAUUUUCAAUGCUGGGUUUCGGGUCAAGAAGAAACAAUUUUUUCGCAACUUUAUGACCAUAAUGCUCUUUGGUGCAAUUGGUACAUUGAUAUCAUUCUGCAUCAUAUCAUUAGGUGCCAUACACUUUUUUGAGAAACUAGGUAUUGGUUCCCUCAGUAUUGGAGACUAUCUAGCAAUUGGAGCAAUAUUUUCUGCAACAGAUUCUGUUUGCACAUUGCAGGUUCUUAAUCAGGAUACAACACCUUUACUAUACAGCCUGGUCUUUGGGGAGGGGGUAGUAAAUGAUGCUACCUCUGUAGUACUCUUCAAAGCAAUUCAGAAUUUUGACCUCUCCCACAUUGACUUAACCACUGCUUUACAAUUAAUUGGAAAAUUUUCAUAUUUAUUCAUUGCAAGCACUUUACUUGGAAUCUUGGUUGGAUUGCUUAGUGCAUACAUUAUAAAAAAGCUUUAUUUUGGGAAGUUGAUAAGGCAUUCUACCGUGCGUGAGGUUGCUCUCAUGAUACUCAUGGCAUACCUUUCAUAUAUGCUAGCUGAACUGUUUUCUCUAAGUGCCAUUCUGACUGUGUUCUUCUGCGGCAUUGUUAUGUCUCACUACACAUGGCAUAAUGUGACAGAAAGUUCAAGAGUGACAACCAAGCAUGCUUUCGCUACUUUGUCAUUCAUUGCUGAGAUUUUUCUCUUCCUUUAUGUUGGGAUGGAUGCACUAGAUAUAGAGAAGUGGAGAAUAGUAAGUCAAAGCCCAAGAAAAUCAAUUGGGGUGAGCUCAUUGCUGUUGGCACUUAUCCUAGUGGGAAGAGCUGCAUUUGUUUUCCCUUUGUCCUUCUUAUCCAACUUGUUUACGAAGUCUCCAUCUGAGAAAAUUGAAUUCAAGCAACAAGUAACAAUUUGGUGGGCUGGUCUCAUGCGUGGAGCUGUUUCCAUAGCACUUUCCUACAAUCAGUUUACCAAGCUAGACCAUACUAAGUUGAGUGAGAAAGCCAUCAUGAUCACUAGUACCAUCACUGUUGUACUCUUCAGCACAUUGGUGUUCGGAUUGAUGACAAAGCCACUAGUGAGGUUAUUGCUUCCUUCGUCGAAAUACAUACUCAUCAUACAAUCCCCACCACCGACGCCAAAAUCAUUGACUCUGCCACUUCUUGGCAAUGUACAUGAUUCAGGUGACACCGAAAAUGGGACUCAACCAAGCAACCUGCACCACUAUUGGCGCAAAUUUGAUGAUUCUGUCAUGCGACCCGUCUUUGGUGGGAGGGGUUUUGUACCUUAUGUUCCUGGUUCACCCGUUGAAUAAAGUGUUCAUCAAUGGCGUUAAGUAAAGUACAGUUGAAGAAAACGUAACAAGAGACUAGGACUUGGUAAAUUCGGCUUUGGUUGUGCAGUUGUCAAUAGUUAGAAGAUUUCAACUUCAGAUGAUACCAAAAGAGAAAAAUAAGGAAGUUAUUGAAGGAAUAUAACACGGUUUUUUCUUCACCUUUUUUGGCUGACAUAGGGAAUGGGUGUUGUUUGCUUGAAGUUAAAUUGUAACUUGAUGCUGGUCAGGUGAUCCAAUUUUUUUGUGUGCAUAGAUGUUUUGGAUGAAAAUGUCGUGACAGUUAAUUUAGUUUUUA
Messenger RNA from Lotus japonicus, 2261 nucleotides. Its product is annotated as sodium/hydrogen exchanger 1-like. Bases 380 to 1945 code for a protein of 521 amino acids. The record is from RefSeq and is a predicted model, not a curated record. Gene Ontology annotation, cellular component: membrane. Gene Ontology annotation, biological process: sodium ion transport; proton transmembrane transport; regulation of pH. NCBI's taxonomy places the organism in Eukaryota, Viridiplantae, Streptophyta, Magnoliopsida, Fabales, Fabaceae. The transcript has 14 exons. Gene Ontology annotation, molecular function: sodium:proton antiporter activity.